UUUGAUAAAAUUUAAGUCAGUCAUUUUAUCUAAUGUUUACAAAAGAAAAGUAUUAAAAAUCUUAGAAAGCGGUUGAAAUAUUAAUUUUAGGAAAAAAAAAAACAAAAACAUAUUUUCAAAUAACCCUAAGUAAUAAACCAGGGAGGUGUCAGAAUCUCGUAAAUGGACGAAACCACAAGGAGAAUUUUCGUGGCAAACGCUCAUCUUGGAGGUCAUAUUUCAUGUUAUUUGCUAUUGUUUACAUCACGCAUUUGACAAAGUUUUAGAUAGAAGUCCUUUGCACUUGCUCUCAAGUGGAAAAAGCGAAACAGAAAAACGUCCUUGGACCGAGGAAAAGAAACAAGCCCAAAGAAGAAAGAAAGGCCCAUUUCUUUGGAGGAGAGAAAACAAAAAUAACUUUCUAAAACCUGGCCACAAAGGCUCUUUAAGCUCUCUGUGCUUUGAUUUGCUAUUGUGCUUGACAGAAUCACGUUGACCUCAUGACCUUUGUUUGCAAUCAUUUUUCUGUGGAAUUUUGAAAGGCCUCAAAGAGAUCUGUUUGAAACUAGUAAAAAAAUAUUUUAUUUUCUUCUUAAUAACUAGUGUACAUUUGGGGGAAUACUGAUACUUUGAUAAAAUGUUUUCUGUGUGCUGAUAUUGCCUAUAAUUUUGUCCGUUUGCUUUGAGCCACAAAGGGAAAAAUAUUUGUCUUUUCAAACCCUGAAGAUGUGCCAUUGUUGUUGUUGUUCAAUGUUGUUCAAUGUUAUUGAAUAACCAAAGAGCCUUAGCCUGAAUGAACACAGGGUUCAAGUAAGCAAAGGUGCUACAAGGGUUGUUAAGAGGUUCUACAAGGUUCUACAAUGCCGAUUACUACUAAUUAAACAAAGCAAGCAUUUAACCACCAUUCAUCCAUAGAGAUUUUGUCUUGAGAUUUAUGUACAUGUUGGAGUAAACAUUCACUGUGUGCAUGCUUUUAUCAGUUCCAGCAAGCCUUACGAAUGUAAGUCGUGACCAGACUGUGCGUGAAGACUCAAACAUGAAGUUAUUCUGUGAAGCAAUUGGUAAACCAACAUCAAACAUUACCUGGACCAGAGAGCUGGAGGAUGGUAGUAAUGGUGAAGUACUGCACCAAGGUUCAACUUGGGAUUUUCCAAAAAUAAAGAGAACGGAUGCUGGAACAUACAAAUGUACAGCUUACAAUGGAUUUGGAGCUAAAGUUAGCCAAGUAUUUAAAGUGAAUGUCACCUAUCCUCCCAUAGUUUUUGAAGUGUCUGCAACUAGACAAGAUGUUGAAGUGCAGGAAAGUGUAUCUCUCGAGUGUACAGCAGAGGGAAAUCCCCCGCCGAAUUAUACUUGGAUGCCAUGUAAUGAACGUGUGUGUCAUGAAAGCAAACUAGUUAUCUCAGAAGUCCUGUAUGAUGAUGUCUAUGUUUGCACUGUGACAAACUCUCUGGGUAGUGAUUCAGGAAAUGUCAGUAUUUUCAUAGGAGGAAAAGUGAUUAAUGUGACACUAGUCAUUACAAGUGAGAGCUGUACUGAUGGAAAGUACAAUCAGUCCUCGUUAUGGACAAAACUCGAGAAAACGAUUGACGAGGUUUUUGCUAAUGAAAGUAGAUACACUAGUGUACAGUUGAGAGAUGCCAGGUGUGGCAGUGUAACUACCGAUCUGGUGCUGAAGUUCAGUUCCACCAUACAAGAAAGACAGGUUAUUGAUAUACUUCGCAAUGCUGCAAAGAAUGGAAUGCUGGGAGAGUUGAACGUCAACGUCUCAUCCAUAAUAGGGACAAGACCCACUGUUAAAACAACAACUACAGCAGCCGCUACUACACCCUCCAGUCCAUCUGACAGUAAGAUGGGGAUUAUUCUCAUUGCCGUCUUGGUGCCACUUGUCAGUCUGCUGGUCACCGCUGGAGUUGCAGCUUGGUGCAUGUACAGGAAGAGGAAGUGUAAAAGGAGGGAAACUAAGGUCCACAACAAUGGAUUUAACGGAGAAGCAGGGAAUGUACCCGAUUCACUCCACACCCUCGUGUAUGGAGGGUCAUGUGGACACGAGGCAAAAACCAUGACGUUUAGACCUCUCCGAAGUCAUUUUCAAGUGGGAGAAGUUCAGGAACAAGCUUAUGUUCAAGUGACCAGUGGAUGUGAAGGCCGACCUAAUCGCCACUCUGGAGGCGGCAAUCCCUCUUCGGUGCCUCCAGUUCUUUAUGAUACCGCACAGAAUGGUAACAGAGGAGCGGAUAAGGCACAGUAUGCUGUGGUUGAUAAAUUCAAAGGAAACCAAAGAAACCCAAGCCUGAGGAACUUCAGUAUACUGAACUUGCCACGUUUUCUGCCAGACAAGGCGGGCAAAGGUCUUACCUCUCUUACCAAUCGUCCCUCUGAAGCACAGUCCGCUGAUGUCAACGCCAUGUAAAGAUGAGCCACGUGGACCAAAUAAGGACCCUCAGGCAGUGACGAGAAAUGGGCGAGGCAAAGGCCAGCAAUUUUUUUUUUAUCUAUAGAGUGUUUUCAUUUGACGUCACGGUAGCCCUAUUGAUGUCUUAAAACAAUGAAAUGGUGGCCAUGCUGGUGUCAUGAAACGAACUCUUCUUAUGUUAACAGCGGCGAAUCUAGAGCCGGGGCCCCUCCCCCUAUUAUUUUGGGUAAAAAUAGAAAUCACAGAAGGAGAAGGUAAGAAAAAGAAGGAAGAAGAAGAAGGAAGGUAAGAAAAACACUUCCCCACCCCUUAGCUCAAGGCCUGGAUCCGUCACUUAGUGUAGCGGCUAACAGCUUCAAUUGUUCACUUGGUGAUACAAGCAUGAAAUUUGGCAGGAACAUUCUAAAUUGUCUAUUCUUUCAUUCUAGUCGAUUAGCCACUUGAAAUUCGCAUUAACAAGAGUUUUUUUUUUCAAAAUGGCUAAAAAUGGCUGUGAUGUGAUAUAAUGGCCGCCAUUUUAAGUAAUAGCCUUACUUUCAACUCAUCUUGAAGCAACAUAUGAGCAGUUUAUUUCUCGCUGAUUACGUUUUACUGCUAGCAUCCUUUAGGUACAAUUGACUCUUCCAUACAUCUUUCAGUUUCUGAAAAUGGGCAAACCAUUCUAAAGAAUUCUUUCUUUAACAGGCACUCAUGAACUCAUAGUACUGUUAUAUACAGGUUACAUUAUGUGCUUAUCUGGUAUUCAGUACGGUAAUUCAAUACGCCCAGCAGUUUCUUAGCUGGGUAAUGCCCAAACAGUUCUUUUUUAAACAACCUCUGAUCACGUAUAAGUUUCAAAUAUACAAGGUACAUUACAUACCUACUUCAACCGAAUUCUGAUAUUCAGGACAGUAAUUCAUUACGCCCAGCAUUUUGUAGCUGACUAAUUCAAAAACAGCUUUUCAAACAAGCUUUUGAUUUCGGAACAGUGCCAAAUAGUGCUGCUAUACAAUUUAUAUUGUUUGCCUACUAUAGUCGAUGACCAGGUGGAGCUACUUUUCACACGAACAGCUACACAAAGCUGUACAUUUCAGCCCAGAGCAAAGACAUUUGCACCUCCCACAACAGUCCUUUUUGCAGCCACAUCUGGUUAGUUCUCGACAACUUGCAGCAAUUGAUGGAAUGUCAGUCCAAAGUAUCUGUUACGUGUCACCUCGCCUACUCCAUCCCCAAUCAGCUGGACCUUUUGUGACAGGUUGAGGGAGAGUGGCUUGACCCCAGAUAAUUCUUCCUUGGUAGGCAGCAUGCUUUAAAUGUAGCUUGAGGGCAAACUGAGGUGGUAUUGCAUCAUACGGCCUCUGUUUGUGAGCGAAUAAAUUCAGUCUUGCAUAGUUCACACUUGUAUCUGCACUGAACCUGUCAUACAUGACCACAACAAACUGCUCUAGACUCUGCAGAUCAGCAUCGUCAAGAGCUGUCACACACUGACUAAGUUUGGUGAAAAUGUUCGUGACCUCUUUACAGACAUUCCAUGUUUGCCAUGCAAACUUCUUUCCUUUGCCACGGAAAGCAGACACAGUGUGACAUCACGUGAAUGCGUGAAAGAAUGGGAGUCUACUGGCUUUCUCUGGACCGAUUGUGGUUACCAGUUCGUGCACUGGAAUCAAUCGAAAAUUUCCUCCUUGGCCAAACGCAAUCCACAUUUUUUCAAGACCAGUCUCCUUUAAGGAUUUUAUGACAGAUAUGGCAAUAGCUACCACAUCCGUGUCGUUUGCCUUAAUCAUUAAAGCCUUACUGCCGUCCAUUGCCGCAUGUCAUCCGUGCACAAAAAUACGUGGGUCUGCCUCUUUGUGCAUACAUGGUGCUAAAUCUUCUAACGCAAUUAGGCGAUUGCAACAGACGUAUUCCAAGCACG
Orbicella faveolata is the source of this 4289-nucleotide messenger RNA. RefSeq lists its product as uncharacterized. NCBI's taxonomy places the organism in Eukaryota, Metazoa, Cnidaria, Anthozoa, Scleractinia, Merulinidae. The record is from RefSeq and is a predicted model, not a curated record.